UCGGUUUUUAUCCUCUGGUAUUCGACUACCGUUUCAUUCGGUGUAUCUCGAACUUUUCUUCAACGAGCACCAGCGUUCCUUCUUGUAACGUCACCUUUUUGUAGCGAGCCUUCGGGUUCCGAUGUUUCUUUUCCCGUUUGUAAAUCUCCAGCUCGACGGUCGUGCAUUAUUCGGCCAGAGAAUUUCCCUAGUUUUUCAUUCAGUAUUUUCAUCGCCAUUCCGCGGAAUUGUUUUGCCGGAAUUCAAUUGUUAGAUUUUAUUGAGGGAAUACCGUGGCUGCCAGAGGCGAGUCACGAAUUCAAUAUUAUCGAAUAAUUAAGAGAAAAAGAUUUAUUUAAAUCAUAAGUCACAUUGUACCUAUUACUUGCGUAAGGUAUCGCGAGGAAAGUUCGAAUUGAAAAAUUGAACGAUCGUGUUCCGGAUAACUGUUAUUACAGCGUGGCUGGCUGUACACGAUUGUUUUCACUGCGGCGCAGUAGUAAUAGUCGCGCUUGGUCAGACGCGCGAUAAUAAGAGUUAUUAGAGCCAUUACGGAAGAACUUCUUAAUCGAAUAUAUUAAAUUUGAAUUUUGAAUUACUAUACCAGCAUAACGUUUUAGUUACCAUUUAUCCAUUUAUCCCGAUAGAAAAUAUUCUUCCGAUUCAACGUUUUCGUUCCCUUUUUAUCAAGAAUUUCCACCCUAUUAGGGCUAUAUUUUUUGUACGGAGAUUGUAAGGGUACUGGGUGUCUAUUAAUAAGCAUAUCGGGCUAGUGGAAUCGCGCGAUAAAAGUGAUGUAUGUCGGUCGAAUAAACGGAGCAUCGAGCGGGUUUAGCGAUCGAUCUAAACUACUCGCGUUCCGCGAACAAGUGUCUCUUAAUUUAGGAAAGUUCCCAACUUUCAACUUUACGGUAAUUCCAAUUUUUAACCUCUUAUUACUUCGCUGUUUCAAUUCCAAUUUCGAAAGUUGAAACGAAGGAAAAUCUCCAGUUACCAAAACGUUCACUGACAUCGACUGUCAAACGUUUUCCUUACUUAUUCUUCUCUCGAAAUAUUUCGCUAUAUCAGGCACGGGCACAGUUUGCUCCUGCAAACUUAAUUCAGGAAGAACGUGGUUGUUCUACUAAUCGUUUUACUAAACACAGACAGAACGAAGAAGGGCUGCAAGGGGAGGAUGAUCCAGCCUUCCUUUCAAUCAUUCGAUGUGACAGCUUCACCACUAAAACCGAUGGGGCUGUCAGGACCGCGGGGGGGUUCUGGGCGCCCUUGCACGUGGCCCGAGGAGAGGGUGCGACUCUCGGUGUCGGCCAAAGGGUAGGCAUCAGGGGGAAGUCUUAUUUUGAACCUUUCCCCAUGGACACCUGGGGUCAAAAUUGUAUCUUUUCAGUUGUCAAUGCAAAGUGCGAUGAAAGAAGGUUUCGUAAGGCAGGCAUGAUUAUAAUACCGACUGUGCUCUCUGCACGCAGACUUAAUCCGAGGGUGUCUGGGAUCUCCCCAAAAUCACGAACAAAGGCAUAUCCAGUCUUUUCGUAUCUAUAGUCACCGCGGUGAGCUCGGCAUGCGAGUCGUUGUACGAAAGAACGUGACUCGAUUAUGCGACGCAAUGUUGAGAAGCUUUGUCUGUCUGAUAUCGCGUCGACCUUUUCUCCUGUAGCUCGUUUGAACCCGUGCACCGAGGAGCGUUCAUGCUGCCCGUGCCUGCACUAUAUUAACGUUCGAUGCAGAAUUUAUAAGGCGUCGCAGCAACGUAUUACGUUUCAUUAUUUCUCAGCGAUCGUGGGGGGUCGAUAUUUUCGGGAAGCUUUAUAAGACGAAUAAAUCUGCCGGACGAGGAUCGCAAAAAGUUUUUCAGAGUGAUGUUCUCGCGAUAAAAAUGAAAUCGGAUGCAGGCACGCGUCUGGCGCGGGACCGCGCGUCGUUUGAUAAAGGGAGACACCGUUUAAGGAUCGCGGGGGGAUGGUUUGGGUGCAUAAAUACGAAGGAUGUAGGAGAGUGUCGGGAUGCAAAUUUCACGAGUUUUUCGAAUGGCGUUGAUGAAUAAGGAAUCGUGAGGUUCCCGUGGCUGCUGGGGAACACGUAGGCGGUGGAAAAGUGGCGCCGUACCUCUCGUUGGAAAACUCCGUUUCAUCAAGUAAACCGAGCCCUCUUUCAACCACUCUACCUCUAACCCCUCCUUCGCCUGCUUUGUAAUCUUGCCUGCUUUAUAUCUUCUUCCUUAUCAGCGGUCCGCGAAAGGAGAAAGAACCGAACCGAGGAUUUCGCGAAUGAAACUUGACUGAACGUUUGCCAUACGUAACAUCCUAUCUGCGACGUUUUCUCUUCCAUUCUUCUUUCCUUUCCUCCUCACCUUCGUUUCUGCUGUUCGAAGUAUCCGGGCACGAACGUUUCACGUCUUCCUGUGAAUUCGUUUGCCACGUUUGCGCAAUAACUAAUUAUCCGUGAGAAUAAACGAGAAGUUGGCUGGGAAGAAAUAUAGAAGCAAGUUCCGGCAAAUGAAUGCUCGCGCGUAUCGGUCAAAAUUUUUGCGACAUGCACUAACGGAAAGAAAACGAUGAAAAUUUGAAAGAAUUCUGUCUGGGGCAUGGUUUACCGUCGAGCGAAAUCCCUUCGAUCCGGAACAAAAGGCCACGCUGUUGGUCGCCAGCGAACCGUUUUUCCUCGAUAAAUUAUUCCUUCGAGGUUAUAAGAUGCAAAGUGAACGCGCGUAAUCCCUCCAAAUUUCUCAAGUUUCGUGAAAAAUUCACGCGGCAACCGUUGGCGGUUGAAGAAAAGAAAAGGAUCGUUCCGCCGUCGACGACGUGUUUAAUUUUCGUGGCUCGACGAACCCUAUUGAACGCAAUCUUUUGUCGUUCAACCUUCCCAUCUCUGCCGGGAUAAUUCUUCAUCUCGGUGAAGCGUCGCGGAAACGAGGACACGGAACAUUCUCAAAGGUAAAUCGCAGCGGUGCGGCGCAAGCACGUCGAAUCGGUACGAUGAAAAGGGGAUCGAAGUGUAUCGCUCAGACCAUCAAUUUGUCUAACCCGGAGACGUGCAUAAGACCGAAGAGGAUUCAGAAGCUCGUCGAAGCGGAAGCGAUGCAACCGUGUCCGAGCCAUGUCGGAUCUGCAGGUCCCUCUUAUUGGACUCCGAGGCCGGUCGCUAUUAAAAUUUGCACGAGAAAGGACAUGCAGAGGACUUGUCCGCCAAAGCUCUGCGAUUGUCCCCAAAUGGCACCGCCAAAGACCGCGGCCCAAAGGUUGUGCAGGGCUUUGAUCUUCCUCUUAAAGAGUAGCAUCGCGGCUGGACUGAUUUAUUGGACAAAUUCCGAGGGUUUAUGGGGCAGCAGCGCCGACGUGGAAGACCUGUAUUACAGACUAAUGGCCACGAUCUCACCCUCCUCCUCUGACGGGGACAAAGAAAUCCAGUUGCCCCGCAUGGGAGAAUUCAAGUACCGUGUGAUACAGACGUACAAUCACGCGGUGUUUGCGAUCAUGAGUUGUAUCGUGGACACGUCGACGAUGUUGCGGGAGCAGUUUCGACGUCUUCUAUCCCCCGAGGAGGAACCGGAACCGGAACCACCGGCGUCCGAUGAGUCGGUGGAUGUGAAAGAUAAAAGCCCGAAGAAAAAGUAAACAUAGUAAGGAGCGAACAACGUCGAAUCUCAUUUAUCUGGUAAAACGCGUUUAAUUUGUCCCGUGGUUUCUUAAGUUUCAAUGUUCGAAUAAAAUAUAACAGAGUACAGGGUACUCUUCAAAUGCGACACUCAAUUUCUACAUAGGGAACAAAGAAAAAGGUGGAUAUAAGCAGACGGGGUACAAGGAUGGAUUAAAAUUCCGUUCAGGCUUCUUUCAUUUUUUUUUUUUUUUUCCUUAGAACCAACGGUAGAGCACGCGAGGGAUUUCUUACAGAGCUUGCAUCUUAAACGAUUUUUAUGGCGUUCCCUCUCUAUUCGCGGUUAAACUUUAAACCCCGUUCCUGCCAGCUGGAUAUUUAUUUCAACGACACGAGCUACGCUCUACGUUCGUUUUGCGACGCCGUGUUUCCUUUUCUUCUGGUUUUCACCAGAUUAAACGCGUCGAACCCGCGUAACAGGGAAAUAAAUCGAGCAACGUCAUAAAUUCGAUUCGGAAGAGUAUAAUAUCUUAGCGAACGGUACGGAUAUUAAUUUCCCUCGAUUAUUCGCUGUUGCCGUUCGCGAGGAACGUGCCUGUAAACGUGUUCCAUAAAUAACGAUAGAAAAUAUCCGUGGGACGUUUCCCCUUGAUCGAAGAAGGAUCAAGGGAAUUAAGGAAUUCGAUCCUGUCAACCCCUCUCGGCCUACCCCUGCCAUCUUCAGCCUGAUUGUGCCUUUGAUUCCCUUCCGAAACGUGCUGCUAUCGAACUUUUAUAAAUUUAGGAUUAUGCUAAACGAUAUUUUAACGGUCUCCAGAGGUUAUUUUAGAUUAUUCGAUCAAGUCGAUCUCUUCUCUUCGUCGUUGAAUAUUUAUCUCAAAGGAGUUUUCCUUACGAAAGAAUUAUGCUCUGUUGAUCUUCUAUUUCAUCCUGGAUCCUCUACUAUAAUAUCACUAUGAAUUCGAAGUAUCGUAAUUACUACGAAGAAUAGAGACUACUAUUAAGCAUACUAUUGUUAAAAAGUUAACUACCAUGGAAUAUUCUCUGAGAAUCUUCCAUCGAGCGUUAUCACACGAAAUGAUCACGCAAUUAGAUUUAUUCAUUAUUUAUCAACUACGUGCAGCACGAUCGCCGAGUCGUUAUCAAGAGCUACAUAGUUUUGCCCCUGUGACCUGUAACAUUAACGAGCGACUAGAGUCGCAGUUCGAAUCCCGUGUUUAGAGUCGAUUAAUGGUCAUUAAUUAAAGGGGUAAUAAUUAAUAAUACUCGUUUCAGCGAAUCUAUCGAUACAAACUUGUAUUCUUGUCGCGAUCUUUCGUCGAGUGCGAACAAUUUUCAUGGGGAAUUCGUUCGAUAGGAUCUUCGGUGUUUCCAGUUGGAAAGCCCACGAACAAGUUUUCGCAUCGAUUUCAUCUGGCAAGGUUCUCUCCAGAGACAGAAAAUGAUUCAAAGCCAACAAUUUGGACAGUUAAACAGUUUAUUCAGAUCGAAACUUUACGUGGUAUAUACAUACGAGUUAGUAGACGAUAUGGGAGUUCUGAUAUGAAAUCACCUAUACAGUGAACUUAAAAUAUAGUCGUCGAUUUACACGGACCUCGCAUCAUACUUGAUAUGUACACUCGUUUCUCGGUCGCUUGCACCACCUAAAUUUUUCUAAAUCAUCGCCUGUCUGCCGACAAUUGUUUUUUUCUCUAUCGACAUUAGAGUUUCUCUUUCUUUUUCUUUUCGUUGAAAAAUCGAAGAAUGAAAUGAAAAUGACAACGACGAAUUAAAAAUGAAUCGCUUCUUCUCACACACUCUUUCUUUCUCUAUCUCACUCUCUAUGGGAAAUUAAUCCUUUGCACUCGUAAUAAUUCCGACAUCCUGUCUCGUUAUUACACUUCAAAAACGACGAAUAGUAUCGUUUACGAAAGAAAAGGAUCAUCUUUUUUAAAUACGAGUGUAAAGGAUUAAACAUUGAGCGUCCGAGAGUUCACACCGAUGAUCUCGGUUUACCGUACACAGAAAUCUCCUUCCAUUUUUGUGAAAUUUCCAUCAGUUAGGCUGAUGUUUUCAUGGACGUGAAAAAAAUGUGUGAUCGCGUUGAUCAGGUCGUUUCUUUCCG
Molecule: messenger RNA, 5674 nt
Organism: Osmia lignaria (orchard mason bee)
Lineage: Eukaryota; Metazoa; Arthropoda; Insecta; Hymenoptera; Megachilidae
Biological process (GO): cristae formation
Cellular component (GO): mitochondrial crista junction; MICOS complex
Source: RefSeq, a predicted model, not a curated record